Salvelinus fontinalis (brook trout) is the source of this 862-nucleotide messenger RNA. RefSeq names its product multiple epidermal growth factor-like domains protein 11. NCBI's taxonomy places the organism in Eukaryota, Metazoa, Chordata, Actinopteri, Salmoniformes, Salmonidae. Bases 221 to 862 code for a protein of 213 amino acids. The record is from RefSeq and is a predicted model, not a curated record. Gene Ontology annotation, molecular function: protein binding. Gene Ontology annotation, cellular component: membrane. The transcript has 6 exons.
CGAUGCGCGAGAGAAGUGAGGAGCGAAGAUAAUUGAACCUUUAGAGGCUUGACUGUACAACCUUACGCGACAAUUUAUCCACAAUUUAAUCGACUUUCGCCACAGGAAAUAUAUUAUCCUUAUUUACCAGGUGCUUACGACACUGUUGAACGAUACGCUACACAGCUAAAGACUGUCUCUGGGAAGGAAGAGAUCACAGAACACAGAAAAGGUCUGAAGGAUGGGGCCAGGUGGGGCUGUCUCUGUGGCCCUGCUAGGGUUCACCCUCCUGGGGUUGAUCUAUGGCGCGUUGCCCCUGAACCCGGAUGACCCUAACGUGUGUAGUCACUGGGAGAGUUAUGCUGUGACGGUCCAGGAGUCCUAUGCCCACCCCUUUGACCAGGUCUACUACACAAGGUGCACCGACAUCCUCACCUGGUUCAAAUGUACCAGACACAGGAUCAGCUAUAAAACAGCGUACCGUAGGGGUGUGAGGACUAUGUACAGAAGGCGUUCUCAGUGUUGCCCAGGUUUCUACGAGAGUGGAGACCUGUGUGUCCCUCAGUGUUCAGUAGAAUGUGCCCACGGUCGGUGUGUGUCUCCUGAUACCUGUCAGUGUGAACCGGGCUGGGGAGGAGUGGACUGCUCUAGUGCAGACGGACCCUCCACCAGGUCCUCCUCACACCCCUUCCCCAGCCAGCAGCAGGAUGGGGAGGAUGAAGACCCGGACCAGGGAGACUCAGAGGACCAGGACCAGAGCAGACCAGACCACCCCAGGGACAGAGCUCUAAACACGGCCUCCCCUGCUGAGGCGGACUCCCUGGUGUGUGAGGGAGCAGUAGCCAGCCCUGUUCCUGAGAUGAGCAACGAUAGCAGCGACUGA